Molecule: messenger RNA, 2466 nt
Organism: Lotus japonicus
Lineage: Eukaryota; Viridiplantae; Streptophyta; Magnoliopsida; Fabales; Fabaceae
Product: DEAD-box ATP-dependent RNA helicase 37-like
Exons: 7
Coding region: 306-2141 (611 amino acids)
Cellular component (GO): nucleus
Molecular function (GO): RNA binding; ATP binding; RNA helicase activity
Source: RefSeq, a predicted model, not a curated record
GUUAGAUAUUUAUUUCUCUUUUAUUUCAGUCAGGGCGCAACAAAAUAUGCUUGUUUGGUAACCAGGAAAACGCUGAGAGAAAAGAAAAACUUUUGAUUCAACUUUGAAAUACGCUGAGAAAAAACGAGAUUGCGAUAUUCUCGCACUGUCCCCUGUAGAAACCUCAAUCGAAUUCGAACCUCGUCUUCUCCCAUUCGUUCAGCUGAUCGUGAUCGUGAUAAAGAAGAGUGAUAAGAGGACCUUGGAUUGGGAAAUCAUAGUUUUGUUUUGUUUAGAAUUUGGUAGUUAUCACAGAAAAAGUUACAAUGUCUGCGACAAUGGGAACUUCAUGGGCGGAUUCUGCUGACAAUUCAGCCAUUGGUUCUUCCAAUGCCAAUGCCUCAUCGGGCCGCCCAGCGUAUGUUCCUCCGCAUCUUCGCAACCGGCCGUUGUCUUCGGAGCCCCCUGCUGCGACAUCACAAUCCUACGACCGGGGGAAUUAUGGUGCUCCGGCUGCAGGUCCUCAUGGAGGCGGCUUCUCGAGGCCUGAUUUUGGUCGGCAAGGAUAUGGUUCAGCUGCCCAGACCGGUGGUGGUUGGAAUAGUAGAGGGGUGGGGAGGGACCGUGGGAGGCGUGAGGUGAAUCCUUUUGAGAAUGAUGAUAAUGAUGUGGAUCAAUCUGUCGGUGAGCAAGAGAACACGGGCAUUAAUUUUGAGGCGUAUGAUGAUAUUCCUGUGGACACUAGUGGGGAGAAUGUGCCCCCACCUGUGAACACAUUCGCGGAAAUAGAUUUGGGGGAUGCAUUGAAUCAGAACAUACAGAGAUGCAAGUAUGUCAAACCAACCCCGGUUCAAAGGUACGCCAUACCAAUUUCUCUUGCGGGGAGAGAUUUGAUGGCUUGUGCUCAGACAGGGUCGGGAAAGACAGCUGCCUUUUGCUUUCCUAUUAUAAGUGGAAUCAUGAGGGAGCAGUAUAUUCAAAGACCACGUGUUGCACGAACUGCCUUCCCUAUGGCACUUAUCCUCUCUCCUACCCGGGAGCUUUCAUGUCAGAUCCAUGAUGAGGCCAAAAAGUUUUCUUAUCAAACUGGUGUCAAGGUUGUAGUUGCUUAUGGAGGAGCACCAAUCACCCAACAGUUGCGAGAGCUUGAGAGAGGAGUUGAUAUUCUGGUGGCGACUCCUGGACGACUGGUAGAUUUGCUUGAGAGGGCUAGGGUUUCAUUGCAGAUGAUAAGAUAUUUGGCUCUUGAUGAGGCAGAUCGGAUGCUGGAUAUGGGUUUUGAGCCUCAAAUUAGAAAGAUAGUUGAACAAAUGGACAUGCCUCCUCCGGGCAUGAGACAGACAAUGCUGUUUAGUGCCACAUUUCCAAAAGAGAUACAGAGACUUGCAUCAGAUUUUCUUGCAAAUUAUGUGUUUUUGGCUGUUGGAAGGGUCGGUUCAAGUACUGAUCUAAUUGCUCAAAGAGUAGAAUAUGUGCUCGAUUCAGACAAGAGAAGCCACCUUAUGGACCUGCUUCAUGCUCAGAGGGAAAAUGAAACUUUUGGCAAGCAAGGUCUGACAUUGGUUUUUGUGGAAACAAAGAAAGGAGCUGACGCAUUGGAGCACUGCUUGUGUGUUAAUGGGUUUCCUGCAACUUGCAUUCAUGGUGACAGAACACAACAAGAAAGAGAAAUGGCACUGAGGUCAUUCAAGAGUGGACACACACCAAUUCUAGUGGCAACAGAUGUUGCAGCACGUGGUCUUGAUAUUCCUCGAGUAUCACAUGUGGUAAAUUUUGAUCUUCCCAAUGACAUUGAUGAUUAUGUGCACCGGAUAGGAAGAACCGGGCGUGCUGGUAAAAUGGGAUUAGCAACAGCCUUCUUCAAUGAAGGUAAUUUAUCCAUGGCUAAACCAUUGGCUGAUCUGAUGCAAGAGGCGAAUCAAGAAGUACCUGCCUGGCUCACCCGUUACGCAGCAAAGGCUUCUUACGGUGGCGGUGGCAACAGAAGCAAGCGGUCAGGGGGAGCCCGUUUCGGUGGCCGUGAUUUCAGGAAGGAGGGUUCAUACAAUAAUAAAGGAUCAGAUUACUAUGGUGGAACUGGUGGAUAUGGUGGUGUUCCUGGCAGCUAUGGUGGAGGAGGAGGAGGGUAUGGUGGUCAAGGUGUGACUAGUGCUUGGGAUUAGAUUAGAGUCACUUCACUCAUUCGUUCUCUUGUUGAGUGUAUAUAAAUUUCAGACUUCAGUGAUGUAAAGUUGUAUCUUCUCAACCAUGUUUUGCCUAAGCUCUUGCAUUCCUUACUACUGGAAAUCUUUGGUUUUGCUGGUUUGGCAGACAAGGUUGGGAAAUGCUGCAUAUGGAGAAGAUAAAAUCUGUAUGCAGCCCGAAAAAUUCUGACUAGAUUUACUUGUCUUUAGAAUCCGUAGAAGAGGGAGAGCCUGUAAACAAUUGAUGAAAACUGAAUGGCAGAUAUUAUCCCUAAUUAGCAAGCACAUAUUGGUUUAAUUGUUA